CACCAUCCAGUUCCAUCCUUCAGCUCCACUCAGCCCCUCCCAUCCAUCUCUGAACAACAUCCAGUUCCAUCCUUCAGCCCCACUCAACCCCUCCCAUCUAUCUCUGAACAACAUCCAGUUCCAUCCUUCAGCUCCACUCAGCCCCUCCCAUCCAUCACUGAACAACAUCCAGUUCCAUCCUUCAGCCCCACUCAACCCCUCCCAUCUAUCUCUGAACAACAUCCAGUUCCAUCCUUCAGCCCCACUCAACCCCUCCCAUCUAUCUCUGAACAACAUCCAGUUCCAUCCUUCAGCUCCACUCAGCCCCUCCCAUCUAUCUCUGAACAACAUCCAGUUCCAUCCUUCAGCCCCACUCAGCCCCUCCCAUCUAUCUCUGAACAACAUCCAGUUCCAUCCUUCAGCCCCACUCAACCCCUCCCAUCUAUCUCUGAACACCAUCCAGUUCCAUCCUUCAGCUCCACUCAGCCCCUCCCAUCCAUCUCUGAACAACAUCCAGUUCCAUCCUUCAGCCCCACUCAACCCCUCCCAUCUAUCUCUGAACAACAUCCAGUUCCAUCCUUCAGCCCCACUCAACCCCUCUCAUCUAUCUCUGAACAACAUCCAGUUCCAUCCUUCAGCCCCACU
Molecule: messenger RNA, 624 nt
Organism: Oncorhynchus nerka (sockeye salmon)
Lineage: Eukaryota; Metazoa; Chordata; Actinopteri; Salmoniformes; Salmonidae
Product: homeobox protein ESX1-like
Exons: 1
Source: RefSeq, a predicted model, not a curated record